Molecule: messenger RNA, 1443 nt
Organism: Volvox carteri f. nagariensis
Lineage: Eukaryota; Viridiplantae; Chlorophyta; Chlorophyceae; Chlamydomonadales; Volvocaceae
Exons: 5
Coding region: 1-1443 (480 amino acids)
Source: RefSeq, a predicted model, not a curated record
AUGACGGACAUCCGCCCGCCACCUCCAUACCCCCCAGAAGAACUUGUGGUGACUUCCCCGCCGUUCCCCUGCGCCUGGGUGACUGUGCCCGGAACGGACUUCCGCACCCGGCGCUUCCUGUUUCCACCCCCCCUGGACCCGCAGCUGCUCGCCGCCACCGACCCCACCGCCGCCCCUCUGAGCUUCGGAUACACCGUCGAGGUCACAGACGGGGCUGCGGGCGCGACAACGACACGCCCCGUCGUCAUCUGUUCCUCCCCCGAGCCGUGCACCAGACCACUUGAAGCCGAGUCGGCUGCCGAGGACGAGGGCGAGGAGAACGAGGGCGAGGAGAACGAGGAGGAGGUGGCGCGUGCUGGCGCCGCCGUGCUCAACAUGGUGGCACUCAACGACCGCGCGGCCUUUGCAAGCACCAACAGCAGGGUGCAGCUGCCGAGUACGAACUACCCCGAGGGCGUGUUCGUACUUGCCAGCUCGGACGGCAGCGGUCAGAGGUACACCGUUGAGGUGUGCACCGUCGCUUCCCCGCCGGCGGCCGUCGCGUGCGCGGAGUCCUUCGGGGUUCUGUCCGUACUGCGCCCGGCGGACGCAUGGCCCUCAGAAGCUGACAACCUUAAAAAUGUGACGUAUUCCGCCACCCACUGGUCAUCUAAAGCCGCCCAGCGCGCCGCCGCGGCGUCCGACUCGCCCGCUGCCGUACUUACUUCGACAUGUGCGCCGCCGCCGGGGAUCGACUUUCGACGGAAAGUUGUAUUUUCGUGGGGUUGGGACUUCGACGGCUUACCUCCCUCCCUGGCGCCGACCGGCUUCGUGGCCGUGUACCGCCGCUACCCGUUCGACCACAUGGCACCCGGCAGCUACGGCCUCCAGUUCGCGAAACACGACAAUGUACGGCUGGCGGUCAUUGUGAGGUUCACGGAUGCGAACCCCGAUGUCGCUGGGACGCCGGCGGCGGUGCGGGAGGUGGUGGCGGCGGCCGAGAACGCCAGCUUGUCCAUACCCGGCGGCAGGGUCAGCGACAUCACGUUUGUGUACUUCGUCCCACCGCUGAAGCUGCUGAGCAACAUCACCAAGAUGAGCGCCUCCGUCACCAUGACCUGGCGGCCGUCGCCGCCGUCGCCGCCGCCGUCACCGCCGUCGCCACCAUCGCCACCGCCUGCACCACCACCGCCCUCUCCAACACCGCCAUCCCCCUCCCCGCCACCGCCCCCCUCGCCGCCGCCGAGACCACCCCAGCCCCCGUCACCGCCCCCGUCGCCGCCGUCACCGCCGUCGCCGCCACCAUCCCGGCUGCCGUCGCUGCCGCAAUCACAUUGCGUUCGAGUGAAUCAGCAGUCCGCCCCACAACAACUUCUUGGGUCCUCUGCAACGCUGAGGGGCGUUUCCAGAAGUCUUGUUGCGCUGCUGGCUGCGGCUUUUGGUACCCUAAUGCUGUUAGCUUAG